CACAGUCUGGGUGGGAUGAAGUGGAGGAGGAAGUCAGCGUGCACUUACGGCGCAACUUUGCCUGAGCAGAUCUGUCUUCUCUGCUGCCAUCACCUGUGGACGGCGGAAUCCAGUUUCUUCAGCUUUUCCAAGCACACUGAGCCGCUUCUGGACCCUCUGGCUCUUCAGUUUGAAGAAGGAGUUUUGCAGAUUUGCAAAAUGAUGACUAUGACUAUAUAUUUGAUCUGGGGGAUUGCUGUAGUAGUAUGCAGUUGUUUGUGGUUCCAUUUUGGAAUAAGAAGAAGGAAAAUAGGAGAACCGCCUCUGGAGAAUGGGCUGAUUCCAUACUUGGGUUGCGCUCUGAAAUUUGGGGCCAAUCCUCUUGAGUUUCUCCGAGCAAAUCAGAGGAAGCACGGUCAUGUGUUCACCUGCAAACUAAUGGGAAAAUAUGUCCAUUUCAUUACAAAUUCUUUGUCAUACCAUAAAGUGUUGUGUCAUGGAAAAUAUUUCGACUGGAAAAAAUUUCAUUACACUACUUCUGCCAAGGCGUUCGGGCACCGCAGCAUCGACCCAAGCGACGGCAACACCAGCGAGAACAUCCAGAGCACCUUCUCGCGCACGCUGCAGGGCGCCGCCCUGGACGCGCUGGCGGCCGCCAUGCUGGAGAACCUGCAGCGCGCGCUGCGGCCGGCGGGCGUAUGGAAAACUUACUCUCUUGGCAUCUUUUCUUUCCUCUUAAUUUUCUACAGGAGUCCUGAAGCAAAGAAAGCGGCUGCUGAAGAAGUGAAUAAGGCCUUAGAGAAUGCUGGACAACAACGCAGCUUUGAGAGCAAACCUAUUCAUUUGAAUCAAGUGCAGCUGAACGACCUGCCGGUUCUAGAUAGUAUCAUCAAAGAGGCUCUGCGGCUUUCCAGCGCCUCCCUGAACAUCCGGACAGCCAAGGAGGAUUUUACUUUGCACCUUGAGGAUGGUUCCUACAACAUCCGAAAAGAUGACAUCAUAGCUCUGUAUCCACAGUUGAUGCAUUUAGAUCCAGAGAUCUACCCUGACCCUUUGACUUUUAAAUAUGAUCGAUACCUAGAUGAAAACAGGAAAACAAAGACCACCUUCUACAGCAAUGGAAUCAAGUUGAAGUACUACUACAUGCCUUUUGGGUCAGGAGCUACCAUAUGUCCUGGAAGAUUAUUUGCUAUCCAAGAAAUCAAGCAGUUUUUGAUCUUGAUGCUUUUGUAUUUUGAACUGGAGCUCGUGGAGAGUCAAAUUAAAUGCCCCCCUUUAGACCAGUCCCGUGCAGGCUUGGGCAUUUUACCACCAUUAAAUGACAUUGAGUUUAGAUAUAAGCCCAGACACGUUUCAACAUGUGGGUAGAGAGAGGCACUAGGUGAUGUUACAGGACUACUGUGUCACAAUGCUUUGCAGUCCCUUUGAGCAGAUGUGCCCAGAGGUGAGGAAGGGUCCAGUAUGCUUGGUUCUUCUCGCUGAUACUUGCUUGCUCAUCUAGCAUUUUAUUAGGUUUCCAGAUGCGCUCAGGCUGUGCUAGUGAAAGAGCUAAUUUCCAGGAGCACAAUAAUUUGUUCUUACUUGCAUGAGGCAGUGGAUGUUCUUAUACCUGAGGACUGAAAUUCUUUACUUUCAGUGAAAAAUGCAUUUUUUUUCUCAAAAUGAAGAUACUCCAAAUGGCAAAAUUUUUUUCCUAAGGAAAUUUAUUUUUAUAAAAAUCAACAAUUUUAUGAAAAAGAUUCAAGUUCACGUUUUAGUGAAAAGGCAUUAUUUUUGACUAACUGGAAAUCUUCAGGUAGGAACAUAUUAGCAAAGAUAUUUUAAAGGAUUAUAUUAUACCUUUUAUUAAAAUCAUAAAAGAAUUCUCCAUAUUCAGUAUUUAGGAUUUGUUACAUGAUGCUCUUGGUGUCCAGAAAAUACUAACGGUGGUCCUGAUAGCUUCCCUUUAUUUUUGAAUUUAUGGCUGCUGGAAACUGUUACAGCAGGCUUCAGCUGUUUUAUUUGUACCUUGAUUGCAUAUUAGUAGAAGUAUUUUUCGGAGACUAAAAAUGCACUUUUUCUGUCAUUGGUAAAUGUGCAUCAGUGAAAAGAAUGUGGCUCUUCUGUGAUACAUUUUAAAGUUAAAAUGGGAUAAAAAUGACCAUUUAAAAGUUUUGGUCACGAAAUACUGAAUUUACUAAGCACAGCUUGAUAUUAUGCUUUAUUUAAAUAUCUGUUAUUUCCAAACAACUGGCAGUUAAGGAAAAAUAAGACUAAUAGUGUUUAAAUGCUGUGUAUAAUGCUUUGAUAAAAUUUCAAGCAUUAAAGUUAUCAGCUUUGCUAUUUUUAUUAAUAUUUCAUAUGUAUUUAUAUGUAAAUUAUAUUUAACUUUUCUUGUACUAUGUUAAAAUACUGUAACAUCUGGUAAUGUUGAAAUUAUUCCACGUAUGCAUGUGGUAUGCAUGUGUGUUGUAAACCUUGAAGUAUUUAGAAUACUUACAAUGUUUGCCUACUGAUAAAAUUCAGAAAUUCAUUCAAAAUAUUUACAUUUCCAAAUAUUAAAAAAAAAAAUUCAGGCCAGGUGUGGUGGCGCACACCUUUAAUCCCAGCACUGGGGAGGCAGGAGGAUUGCUGUGAGUUUGACAUUAGCUUGGGCUACUUAGUUCAACGCCAGGUUGAACUGCAUAGAGAGACAUUGUCACUAUUAAAAGUAUUAAUUCACUCAAAAAUCUCUCACAUUACAUGAAAUCACUUAAUUUUUUUUUUGAAGGCUGGGGAUUGAACCUAGAGCUUUGUAUAUGGUGGACAAGUAUUCUACCAUUGAAUUAUGUCCCCAGCUGUCCUUAAUUAUUUUUUUAAUACCAUUUCGUACUACUAUGAAGUUAUCUCUUCUGUAGGUUACUUUUCAUAUCAAUAAAGUUAAACUCACUAACAUAAGGUUAAUACCAAUAAAAUUCUGUUUUAUAGCAACCAGAAAUUGAACCUGGAACUGAAUUUCUAAUGCAAUUUUCUAAUAAACUUUAUCCCAAUGCAUUCAUA
Molecule: messenger RNA, 2997 nt
Organism: Octodon degus (degu)
Lineage: Eukaryota; Metazoa; Chordata; Mammalia; Rodentia; Octodontidae
Product: cholesterol 7-alpha-monooxygenase
Exons: 7
Coding region: 16-1347 (443 amino acids)
Biological process (GO): cholesterol homeostasis; bile acid biosynthetic process
Molecular function (GO): iron ion binding; heme binding; oxidoreductase activity, acting on paired donors, with incorporation or reduction of molecular oxygen
Source: RefSeq, a predicted model, not a curated record